This is a messenger RNA of Asterias rubens (European starfish), 1189 nucleotides long. Its product is annotated as quinone oxidoreductase-like. The transcript is spliced from 7 exons. Gene Ontology annotation, cellular component: cytosol. The record is from RefSeq and is a predicted model, not a curated record. Lineage: Eukaryota; Metazoa; Echinodermata; Asteroidea; Forcipulatida; Asteriidae. The coding region runs from base 76 to 1086 and encodes 336 amino acids. Gene Ontology annotation, molecular function: NADPH binding; quinone reductase (NADPH) activity; mRNA 3'-UTR binding.
GGCGCUACAUCAGUUGAAUGGUCAGUCGUCACUCUUCUUGGCGAGUGACUCUUUUUGGACCAAACAGACGAUUAAAUGUCGUCUGCCAGUAAAGCGAAAAUUGUUUUAGCAACCAUCAUGAAGGCCAUUCGUGUCAACCAAUUUGGCGGUCCAGAGGUCCUUAAAAUGCAGGGAGAUGUCCCAAUCCCUCAACCUUCACCUAACCAGGUAUUGAUUAAAGUACAAGCAGCCGGUGUGAAUCCAGUAGAGACGUACAUCCGCUCCGGUGUUUAUUCCAAGCUACCAACCCUCCCAUGGACCCCUGGACACGAUAGCGCUGGUACUGUAGAGGAAGUGGGGUCGGGGGUCACCAAAGUCAAGCCUGGUGACAGAGUUUUCACCAAAGGGACAAUAUCAGGUUCCUAUGCAGAAUACACACUGGCAGAGAGUUCAUGUGUAUUCGGUCUGGAUGCCAAGCUAGAUUUCAAGCAAGGCGCAGCACUAGGUAUCCCCUAUUGGACAGCAUACAGGGCCGUUAUUCAGCGAGCUCACGCUAAGCCGGGCAUGACGGUUUUGGUUCACGGAGCGAGUGGCUCGGUUGGCGUAGGAUCAGUUCAAAUCAGCCGAGCAUAUGGAAUGACUGUAAUAGGCACAGCAGGAUCAGAGCAAGGGAUGAAACUGGUACAGGACGUUGGAGCUCAUCAUGUAUUUAAUCACAGGCAAGCUGGAUAUACUGACAAGAUAAUGGAAGCGACAGGUGGCAGAGGGGUCGAUGUUGUGAUUGAGAUGCUGGCAAACGUCAAUCUACAAAAAGAUCUGGAAAUGUUGGCAUAUGGCGGAACUGUGGCUGUUGUUGGUAAUCGAGGGAGCAUUGAGAUUAAUCCCAGACUCACCAUGGGGAAGGAAGCCUCCAUCGUCGGAGUCAUGGCUGGUGUGUUCAAGGAGGCGGAGUUUAACGAAGCGUCUUCAGCUAUUCUCGCUGGCAUUGAGAGCGGUUGGUUAAAACCCUUCGUAGGGAAGGAAUACCCUCUCCAAGAUGCUUCAGGAGCUCAUGAUGACAUCAUCAAGACAACAUCAGCUCAAGGAAGAAUGGUUCUUAUUCCGUAAAGGGCUGAAAGAAUAUCUCCAGUUUCUAAAACCUUAAAGGCACUGGACACCUUUGGUAACUGUCAAAGACCAGUCUUCUCACUUAGUGUAUCCCAACAUAUGC